GACACACUCUCGGACUGUUGAAGAGGCCAUAUAAAGCUCUCUUUUCUCUGUAAAUAUGUCUCCUGGUUCCACACGCACUCGCGCUGGCCUCAAGGCUAUGCAGAAAUAAUGGCAUAUCUGAAGAAACGCAUGUCCUCUGUGGUCAUCUUUCGUUCUCAAGGAUGCAACAUAAACCGAAAAAACUCAUUAAAAUCGCACUGGUUUUGAUGUGAUCGAAUUUGAAAUCCUGACAAUGAUGAUGAUAAUGGAGAUAUCUGGGAUACGUUUAGUCAGAACAUGGCAAGCGAGAAGUAUAUAAGCCCCUCGCCCAACCGUUUUUCCUUAUCCUUUUUUUUUACUAGACAUGUGAGUUGGUUGCUAAACAAUAGACUAAAUGGGGGAAUCCUGGUAGACCAUGCAUUUCCCGGCGUGUACAGUGAGACAGGUACAUAUGUCAACCAGCGCAAUUUUAUGGUGUUCUCCGCUCUAAUCAGUCGGAGACGUGUCACUAAAAUCAGCUGCGGAGCCUUACUACGUAAUUGCUUACUCGAGGCAUUGAAUAUGUGACCCAUAGGGUAGUCAUGCCAUGUCUUUGGUUACAGUGUUCAGGAUAGCGGCGAUGAUUUUGGGGAAAGGUAUAAAAACAUGUCUUGUCUCUUUUCUAUGAACUUUCUAAAUUUUUGGCGCACCAACAUCAAUGACGUGUCUGGGAUGGGCUUAGCUGCACCAUGAGUAUUUUGAUGCCAUGCGUCAGCGUCUAAGAAUUUUACCCAGAGUAUAUUGUGCUAAUAUGAGGCCAUUGUGAUCAAUGAUACGGCUACAGCGUGUUUGUGAUUUGGUAACUUCGAUGAUGACGAUGGCGAUUUGAUAAGGUCUAGCCUGUUGACAACGGAAAGGUAUAAAUGCAUCCUUCUUUCGCUCUCCGUAAUCAUAUCUUCACCCCAUGCGCGCACCUGUGCUUGUAUAUGUAUAAGAAAUUCUACCGAAAUGUAAAAGCCAAAAACGUCAUGUUUGCCAGUAGAAAGUGAGUCGGGGAGAGCAGGCGUGAUUGGGACAUGUCACAUUUUUUUAGGAUCAUGAACGGUGAUGAUAAUGAUAUGCCAGAUGUAUAUCAACUGGAGAAGGUGCUGUGUGUAUGUGUCGCGCAACUAGUGGUCGACGUGUUUUUUUCGCGGAGGCCUUGCCAAACUAACAAGGACAGGGCCGCUCGGCAGUCCGCUUGGAUCACUGCAGCCCACAUCGCCCUAGACCAGCGCCCACGAACGCGUAUGUUCGGCAACUAUAGAGGCGUAUGAUCUCGUUAUUUUACUCUUGAUAGAUAUUGUCGUAAGAACUUGAUGCUAUCGAAUUUUGAAAUCUGAUCAGCCUCUCCGCUGGAGAGCCAGAAAUGAUAGUUCCUGGCCAACAAUUAUUUGCAGCCUUUAAUUUGGCCCCACUCUGCCUCAUAUUAGAGCUUUCUGGAGGAGGAGCCCGCGCGGAAGGGAAACACUUCAUGAGUCAACAAGGAGGAAGACCUGAUUCUCAGUCGAAAUAUGAGAAAGAGAACCUGGGGUACCUGCUCGCUAUUCACAUCUCCUCCCUCUUC
Periconia digitata is the source of this 1564-nucleotide messenger RNA. NCBI's taxonomy places the organism in Eukaryota, Fungi, Ascomycota, Dothideomycetes, Pleosporales, Periconiaceae. The record is from the annotation of a GenBank genome assembly.